Messenger RNA from Saxophila tyrrhenica, 546 nucleotides. RefSeq lists its product as uncharacterized. The transcript is spliced from 2 exons. The coding region runs from base 1 to 546 and encodes 181 amino acids. The record is from RefSeq and is a predicted model, not a curated record. Lineage: Eukaryota; Fungi; Ascomycota; Dothideomycetes; Mycosphaerellales; Extremaceae.
AUGCCGGCGCUACCCGCAAUAGCACACCCAGGCGACGAUGUCAUACCAGACGCCGUCAUGGUCUACUCCCAAGGACGUGUCAUUGACGCACCACCAUCCGACGUCUGGCCCUGGGUCAUGCAAGUUGGCAAGGGUCGUGGCGGCUGGUACACUCCAGCAUCGUUUGAGGCGUUUAUGCCUAAGAGCUGGCACGCAACACGUACCAUCAACCCUGCGUGGCAGAAUCUGCAGCCAGAAGACCGAGUGGAUGACUACGGCUUCAGCGCAGACGACUACUUCAUUGUCUCUGAAGUACAGCCGGAGGAGUUCCUCGUCUACAAGAGCGACAGAUACGGCGCGUCCUUUUCAUGGGCGCUUAUCCUCCAUGAGAUGACGGAGGGUGGUAGAGUCAAGACUCUCCUCCAUCUCCGCUUUCGUGGCAAGAUAGCAGUAACAGGCUUGAAGAAGCGGCUACUGGUCACUGGCGGUGGGAUUAUGGACCAUAUAACCACUGCGCCAAUGCUGGCCGGCCUCAAAGAACGAGCAGAACACAGCAAGGCGCGUUAA